UGUAAAUACAACCCAUAUUAAUGUUAAUUUAUUUUCCGUUUUGUACUUAAAUUGAAUUGAUUUGAGAGAGAGAAAUAUAUAUAUUUUGAGUACUUUGUCAGACCCCUUCCCCCCUCCAGGCAUCCUCAUUUCUACUGAAUAUUAAUUCAUAACAGUAGAAAGCGGUUAUGUUAAUCAUCUGUGUUUCUUAGAUAGCAUCAGUCCAUUCAUUACACUGUAACUACACACAGAGCAGAGAAGCGCACGGAAACGGACCUUUAUGUAACAGGGGGGAACAGUGGGCCAGUCAUCGGUAGGCCUAUAGAAGAGGUGGCGACAGGUCAGUGUCAACAAGGAUACAAUGAGGUAGCAUGGCAAAUUGAAACAGGUGGGUUGAUUUAGAAACACGAAACAGGAGGUUUGUGCUCAAACAGGAAAACAGCUGCUACCAAAAGGCAAAAAUAAGACAUUCAUUUUCAAAAGUCACAAGUAAAAUAUGGUGAAUUUUAGUCAAACGGAUAUACUUUUAUAUUUAGACUCUUGUCUCGGAUGUUGAAUGGGCUGAUGUCUCCUGCUUCUCUUAAACAAACUACCCAUUCAGAGCCACAAGGACCAGGAAGUGCAACGUCACAAAACCUAUUUUCUUUCACUCCUCUACACAUCAUUACAGGUGAUUGUGUAGGUUACUGUCUAUGGGAGUUGGCUGUUCAGUUCAGUGUGUGUGUGGCUUUGAGAGAAAGAUGAGCCCAGUGUUGUUGUGUUUACCAGGGUUGUGCUAAUGACACCAGCUCGUGUCUGUGAAUCUGCCCGGGAGUCGCGCGGGGAUCCGAGAGUCUCUGGAGUCUAAACUAAACUGAAAGACCGGAGGAGGAGGAGUCCCACUGUCUGAGUGAGUCUCUCUCUCUCUGUCUCUGUGUGUGUCCCUGUGUGUGUCUCUGUCUCUGUGUGUGUCUCUGUGUGUGUCUCUGUCUCUGUGUGUGUGUGUGUCUCUGUGUGUGUCUCUGUGUGUGUCUCUGUCUCUGUGUGUGUGUCUCUGUGUGUGUCUCUGUGUGUGUGUGUGUGUCUCUGUGUGUGUGUGUGUCAGAGAGAGAACUGGAGUGCGUGUGGCUCAGGUCGCAGAGGGGAGUGUGUCUGCGCAAGCGUUUAAGCACCAUGGACAGCAACCGGGAGCCAGUCUCGUUAACAACCAACCAGCGGGAGGUUUAGAGCAGCCUGCUCUCCUCUCAGUGUUGACCGGAGGAGCUCCCGUUGCCAGCGACAGAGACGACUCACUUUUGGAUUUGGAAAUCAUGAUCUAGUCUUUGUUCAUGCAGAACUUUCCUCAGCACCGGGAUAUGGACUAACAUCCCGCCACCCGCCAAGGGCCGACAGGCGGACACCGGCUCCUCCAGGCUCGGGUUGCUAGUUGGCACAAAAACAUGACAUUUUUUGAAACGGGAUGAAACAGGGAGGUACCUGAACUUAUCCAUUUCAGUUCAUCUUUAUUUAAUCAGAGUAGUGACUGUUAUCCGGGGAGUAGCUUAAGAAACGCUAGUUUUCGUUUCAAAACGUUUUGCUGCCGACCCUCCUGACUGAGGCCAACCUAGGAGGACAGACCGGCUGGUCUCCAGGAGGAUGUUCGGGCAGGAUGUGCUCUAGCCGGAAGAUCCUGUGGAGCCUGCUGCUGCUGUCAGUGUUGGAGGUGGGUCUGGGGGUGACCAGUAUCGUCCUGGGAGCUGUGGGGCUCAACCGGGUCACGGAGGAACACAAGCUGCAGCAAGGAGACGCUUCUCCCGUCUGGAGUGGCAUGUGUUUUCUAAUCUGUGGGAUGUGUGGAGUGCUCUGUUCCAAGAAGAGGACUGGACUCAUCAUGAUUCUGUUCUCAGCUUGCUGUAUCUGUGGUCUGAUUGGAGGGAUUCUCAACUUCCAGUUCGUUAGGGCGUUGUCACGACGACCAGACUCUCUACGUUCCCUGCACCUAGCAGCCAUGACUAUUGCCUGCCUGGGUAUCUCUUCCUGUACUCUCUCAACCUGGUUAACCUGUCGUCUGGCCAAUUCAGAACAACAGAGGAUGUUUCUGGAGAGAGAACACUCACUACAUCACUCACACGAGAUGGCUGAGAAGGAUUCAUACACACACGGAUCUUUCGAGAUCCUUGACAACUCCAGCAAUGGGAUUCCCCAGAUCUCCUACAAUGCUAACACCACAUCUCCUUAACAAUGGACACACCUUGUUGCCCUGACAACUGGCACAUCUUGUAACCCUGACAAUGGAACCACCUUGUUGCCCUGACAACUGGCACAUCUUGUAACCCUGACAAUGGAACCGCCUUGUUGCUCUGACAAUGGACACAACUUGUUGCCCUGAUGAUGUACACACCUUGUUGCCCUGACAACGGAGUGACAUCGUGUAACAGAGCUGAGCAGCAUUAUUACACAGCUGUGUGUAGAGAACUUCAACACAGAUGGAAGAAGUUUCCCAAAAUAAAACAACAAUGAACGCUAUUCUUGGACAAGUUGUUACGAGUUCUGAUAGUCCCAAUACACAGAGUCACAUGACAUAUGCCCUCACAGACAGGAGGGACAGACAGCCAAUCAGACACUUCAAACUAAUGAUCACAAAACACGCAUGCAAUUUAUUUUAAAUCUCUCUCCCAUUCCUCUCUCUCC
Molecule: messenger RNA, 2628 nt
Organism: Oncorhynchus nerka (sockeye salmon)
Lineage: Eukaryota; Metazoa; Chordata; Actinopteri; Salmoniformes; Salmonidae
Product: transmembrane protein 196-like
Exons: 6
Coding region: 1607-2176 (189 amino acids)
Source: RefSeq, a predicted model, not a curated record